Molecule: messenger RNA, 2072 nt
Organism: Drosophila takahashii
Lineage: Eukaryota; Metazoa; Arthropoda; Insecta; Diptera; Drosophilidae
Source: RefSeq, a predicted model, not a curated record
UGUAUUCAUCGCCAGCCACGUUAAAAGGAAGAACGUGUAUGUGAAUACGACCAGCAGAGCAGAGAAGCCAAGCGAAGGAUUCAGGAGCCCAGAAAUCCCCGUCCCACACACAGCCUCACGCACACACACGCACGCUCUCCGCGAGAGGAAGGGUAAAUAAAGCAAGCAACGAGCAUAAUGUCUGGCGAGGAAACGUCUGCCGAUCGCAAUGUCGAGAUCUGGAAAAUCAAGAAGCUCAUCAAGAGCCUGGAAAUGGCCCGUGGCAAUGGCACCAGCAUGAUUUCUUUGAUUAUUCCGCCAAAAGAUCAAAUCUCGCGCGUCAGCAAAAUGUUGGCCGAUGAGUUUGGAACGGCCUCGAACAUCAAGUCUCGCGUAAAUCGCCUGUCCGUCCUCGGUGCCAUUACGUCGGUACAGCACAGACUCAAAUUAUACACCAAAGUGCCUCCCAACGGUUUGGUCAUCUACUGCGGCACCAUUGUCACAGAGGAGGGCAAGGAGAAGAAGGUGAACAUAGACUUCGAGCCAUUCAAGCCCAUUAACACGUCGCUCUACCUCUGCGACAACAAGUUCCACACGGAGGCCCUCACUGCCCUGCUCGCCGACGACAACAAAUUCGGAUUCAUCGUGAUGGACGGUAACGGAGCGUUGUUUGGAACCCUUCAGGGCAACACCCGCGAGGUGCUGCACAAGUUCACCGUCGAUCUGCCGAAGAAGCACGGACGCGGUGGUCAGUCCGCCCUUCGUUUUGCCCGUCUGCGUAUGGAGAAGCGCCACAAUUAUGUGCGAAAGGUCGCCGAGGUGGCCACCCAGCUCUUCAUCACGAACGACAAGCCCAACAUUGCCGGACUCAUUUUGGCCGGUAGUGCGGACUUCAAGACCGAGCUCAGUCAGUCCGAUAUGUUCGAUCCUCGUUUGCAAUCAAAAAUUAUCAAGCUGGUGGACGUGUCUUAUGGCGGUGAAAACGGUUUUAACCAGGCCAUCGAAUUGGCAGCCGAAUCGCUGCAGAACGUGAAAUUCAUACAGGAGAAGAAACUCAUCGGACGUUACUUUGAUGAAAUUUCUCAGGAUACUGGCAAAUACUGUUUCGGAGUGGACGACACCUUGAGGGCACUGGAACUUGGCUCUGUGGAGACCCUUAUUUGUUGGGAGAACCUGGACAUUCAACGUUAUGUUCUCAAGAAUCAUGCCAACUCGACGUCAACGACAGUAUUACAUUUGACGCCCGAGCAGGAAAAGGACAAGUCGCACUUCACUGACAAGGAGAGCGGGGUGGAAAUGGAGCUGAUUGAGUCUCAGCCGCUGCUGGAAUGGCUGGCAAACAACUACAAAAUGUUCGGCGCCACACUGGAGAUUAUCACGGACAAGUCCCAGGAGGGAAGUCAGUUCGUGCGAGGUUUCGGCGGAAUCGGCGGCAUUUUGCGCUAUAAAGUAGAUUUCCAAUCCCUACAGGCCGACGAGCCGCUGGAGGACGUCGAUCUCGAUGACUAUUAAGCUGCGAAUAUGCGUUACAUACAUAAUAAAAACCAGUACUUUUUGGGAAACCUCGUAAAGCAAAACGUUCAAAUUGAUUAGGAACCAAUUUACUUGCCACAUAGUUUUACCUAUGUUCAGCGUAGUCGUUCAAUAUUUAUCACCAAUAGGGUCCCUCAUCAGUCGGAUGGUGCAUUUCCUUGUCGAUCGGAAGAUCUAGAUAUGUACCUAUACGUUUUACCAAAUUUUUAAAUCAGUCGUGUGCACCAAGCGGAACCGAGUGCGAGAUUACUUUUAAGCAACAAAUUAAAUUCGUAUUUCGUAUUCGUAAUUCGUAAUUCAAUUGUCAUGUAAAAGAGAUAUUAGCCCAUUCUCUGUUCACCUUGUUCGAUUUUGACUGCGGUUUUAGUGAGCAUGCCACUAUUAGCUGGACAAGUUUCGAACGUAUCUGCAUUUCCCCUAUUCAAAUUACAACCGAGUGUUAUAAGAAAAAGUAUACAAAUCUAAUCCAUAAAAUUGUAAUAAAAAUUAAACCAGAAAUAAAACACCACACAUAAUGAGGAUGACUAUCCGUUUAUAUUAAAUCGCGAUACAAAGAACAC